This is a messenger RNA of Symbiodinium sp. CCMP2456, 875 nucleotides long. The record is from the annotation of a GenBank genome assembly. Lineage: Eukaryota; Dinophyceae; Suessiales; Symbiodiniaceae.
GUUUGGAAGACAACUGGGCCCACCACUCGACUGGAAUGACCACGAAGGUGUACCUGAAGGCUGGCAAGACGACGAUCGCCUCCGCUGAGGCCUAUCUCCUGUCCUUUCCAGAGAAGCCCUUCAAGCUUCCAGUUCACCUGCCAAGUCGUUUCAGCGUGGCCCGGCCAGGUGUGGACUGGGUACCUCCCGAGCUGGCAGUGGCGAAGCUUCCUCCUCCCGUGCAGCAGAUGCCGGCCUACAGCGAGCAGGAGUACAUGAAAGCUGUCUUCGAUCGAGAUCAGCACGUGCUAGAUCCAAGGUCUUGCGCCGUUGUGGAGGAGGUCGGUACUGAAGAGCGCAAUGCCAACCAGGGCUGGCGCAAGCACCUGAGGGCCAAUCGGCCUAUUCGGGGCAUAGGAGAGAUCCACCACGACCUUUGCUUCCCCGGAGGUCUUGCGCCGGCAGCAAUGAGCUCGGAGAAGUAUCUCGUCCAGGACACCGCUGGCAUCAGAUUCGUAGGCGCCAUCAAGCUGGGCCCGCAAGCUUCCGAAGCCAUCUACUUGACAGAGGACGGGAAGAAGCUCGCAGACGGCACCUUGUCCUUGGUGGCGCACCCUGCCAUGGGUAUGGCAGCCUUGGAUGACCACCUUGCCCACCUCCCACGCUGCGAUGGACGUGAAAAGACCUCCGUGACAUGGAAGCAGGAGAUGGAGGUCAAAGCGUUUCUACCCGUGGGCCAGGAGCUCGAGUUUGAGUGCUUCUGCCCGGAGAAGCAGGGAGGGCCCGUCGGCACCAGCGUUCAGGGCGAGAUUCGCUACGAAGACCAGGUCUUGGUGACGCUGUCCGCCAUCAUUACGUCGAGUGAUCGGGAUGCACCUGGCUCUGCGGGGCUGUAG